AUGAGACUCUGUAAUCAUACCCCGACAGGCCCAUCACAUCCCGAGAGUUGGUUCUAUUGUUCCCCCCUCCCGAAUGGCAACACCUUGCGACACGUAUUUCAAAUUGCCGGUAUCAUUUGCUCGAGUUGCCUUUCCGCUUUCCAGCCCCUCCAAUAA
Messenger RNA from Colletotrichum lupini, 156 nucleotides. RefSeq lists its product as uncharacterized. Lineage: Eukaryota; Fungi; Ascomycota; Sordariomycetes; Glomerellales; Glomerellaceae. The transcript has a single exon. The record is from RefSeq and is a predicted model, not a curated record. Bases 1 to 156 code for a protein of 51 amino acids.